UUCUCGUCUUGAUGAUGUUGUAAUUUUUAAGCUUAAUUUUUUAGGGUUCAGCUUGUAGGCCUUUUAAAUUAAUUUUGUUGUCGAAUUUUUCUGUGUUUUUUCUCCGCCCAUUGUAUUUUCGUGACGAUUUUACUAUGCCUAAAGGACGUGGCCGUGGUGGAGCUGGUCAUAAAGGCCAACGCCGUCAUUUUACCAAUCCAGAUCAACUUGCAAAUGCAAAAGAGAAGAAAGAAAAAGAAAGGCAAUGGAGACAACAACGUGGUGAAUUAAGCAGUGAAGAUGAGUCUGAAGAAGGAUCUAAAAGUAGUUCUUCAGAGGAAGAAUCAACUGAAAGUAGUGGAGAAGAGGAAGGAGAAGAAGAAAAACAGGUAAAAGCAAAAGGAGUUCAGCAUUUGAUUGAGGUUGAAAAUCCAAACCGUGCAGUAAAAAAAGAAAAAAAAGUUGAAGAGCUAAAACUAGAUGAAGAAAAUGCACAGUUGUCCCGAAGGGAGAGAGAAGAAUUGGAAAAACAAAGAGCAAAAGCACACUAUCAAAAGAUGCAUGCUGCUGGUAAAACUACUGAAGCUAAAGCUGAUUUAGCCAGAUUAGCCAUUAUUAAAAAGCAAAGAGAAGAAGCUGCAAAGCGUAGAGAAGAAGAAAUUAAAGCUAAAGAGGAAUCUGAAAAAGCUAAAGCAAAUCUUACAAAAAAAGCAUUGGGAAGGAAAACGUAAUAUUUUAUUGCAUUUUGUGUAUGUUUAAUAAAAUUUCUUGUUCCGUUUU
Uloborus diversus is the source of this 759-nucleotide messenger RNA. RefSeq names its product 28 kDa heat- and acid-stable phosphoprotein-like. Gene Ontology annotation, molecular function: RNA binding. The record is from RefSeq and is a predicted model, not a curated record. Gene Ontology annotation, cellular component: cytosol. The transcript has 6 exons. The coding region runs from base 135 to 710 and encodes 191 amino acids. NCBI's taxonomy places the organism in Eukaryota, Metazoa, Arthropoda, Arachnida, Araneae, Uloboridae.